GGCGGCAGCCAAAGUAGCAUCCAUUUCCCAUGCCCGAAAGUCCCCUGCACUCCUCCUCCUCCGCCUCCUUCCCUGCUCCACCUCCGACACCCGCGCUUGCACUUUCUUAGCAGCCCAUCCUUCCCAGGCAAACUUUGAUGGAGAAUUUCACACCGCGCUGGAAAAAUGCCUGUUAUGAAAGGACUACUGGCACCUCAAAACACCUUCUUGGACACGAUAGCAACUAGGUUUGACGGCACACAUAGUAACUUCAUCCUUGCAAAUGCUCAGGUGGCAAAAGGAUUCCCCAUAGUUUACUGUUCAGAUGGCUUCUGUGAGCUCUCUGGAUAUACACGAACAGAAGUCAUGCAGAAAAGCUGCAGCUGUAAAUUUUUAUAUGGUGCUGAAACAAAUGAGCAGAUGAUGAUUCAAAUUGAGAAGUCACUAGAGGAAAAGGUAGAAUUCAAAGGAGAAAUCAUGUUUAAUAAGAAGAACGGGUCUUCAUUUUGGUGCCUAUUGGACAUUGUCCCUAUUAAGAAUGAAAAGGGGGAUGUAGUUCUGUUUCUGGCUUCUUUCAAGGAUAUCACAGUUACAAAGGUGAAGCUUGCACAGGAGGAUAAAAAAGAAGAAAAAUUCAAAGGAAAAGGAAAAGCAGGAUCACAUUUUGAUUCAGCACGCAGACGGAGUAGAGCUGUCCUUUAUCACAUCUCUGGACACAUACAAAGAAGAGAAAAGAACAAAUUAAAAAUUAAUAAUAAUGUUUUUGUAGAGAAACCAGCAUUUCCAGAAUAUAAAGUUUCAGAUGCAAAAAAGUCCAAAUUCAUACUUUUGCAUUUUAGCACUUUUAAAGCCUGCUGGGACUGGCUUAUUUUAUUGGCGACGUUUUAUGUUGCCGUGACUGUACCUUACAAUGUUUGCUUUAUUGGCAAUGAUGAUCUACCUACAACUCGAAGCACAACUGUCAGUGACAUUGCAGUGGAAAUUCUUUUUAUCAUAGAUAUUAUUUUAAAUUUCCGAACAACGUAUGUCAGCAAGUCUGGCCAAGUAAUAUUUGAAGCAAGAUCUAUUUGUAUCCACUAUGUAACUACCUGGUUCAUCAUUGAUUUAAUUGCUGCACUUCCUUUUGAUCUACUUUAUGCUUUUAAAGUCAAUGUGGUGUCCAUUGUUCACCUUCUCAAGACAGUGCGAUUGCUGCGUCUUUUACGUCUUCUUCAGAAGUUGGAUCGCUAUUCCCAGCACAGCACUAUAGUUCUGACGCUUCUUAUGUCUAUGUUUGCAUUGCUAGCUCAUUGGAUGGCUUGCAUUUGGUAUGUCAUUGGAAGGAAAGAGAUGGAAAAAAAACCAUUUAAUUGGGACAUAGGUUGGCUUCAUGAGCUGGGAAAACGUUUGGAGGCUCCAUACUAUGGCAAUACUACAUUAGGAGGCCCACCACUCAGAAGUGCCUAUAUAGCUGCCCUCUACUUCACACUUAGCAGCCUCACCAGUGUUGGGUUUGGCAAUGUUUCGGCCAAUACUGAUACCGAAAAGAUUUUCUCCAUUUGUAUAAUGCUGGUUGGGGCUUUGAUGCAUGCCUUGGUGUUUGGUAAUGUGACUGCUAUUAUUCAACGGAUGUACUCCAGAUGGUCUCUUUAUCACACACGAACCAAGGAGAUGAAGGAUUUUAUAAGGGUCCACCACCUACCACAGCAGUUAAAGCAAAGAAUGCUUGAAUAUUUCCAAACCACCUGGUCUGUCAAUAAUGGAAUAGAUUCACAUGAGCUUUUAAAGGACUUUCCUGAUGAGCUGCGCUCAGACAUCACCAUGUACUUGAACAAGGAGAUUCUGCAGCUGUCCCUUUUUGCGUGUGCCAGCCGUGGUUGCCUCAGGUCUCUGUCUCUGCAUAUCAAAACCUCCUUUUGUGCUCCUGGGGAGUACCUCCUCCGGCAGGGAGAUGCCUUGCAGGCUAUCUAUUUUGUGUGCUCAGGUUCCAUGGAAGUUCUCAAAGACAGCACGGUGCUGGCAAUUCUAGGUAAGGGGGAUUUAAUUGGAGCAAACCUCUCAAUUAAGGACCAAGUGAUUAAAACGAAUGCAGAUGUGAAAGCUCUAACCUACUGUGACCUCCAAUGCAUUAUUCUCAAAGGACUCUUUGAAGUGCUGGAUCUUUACCCAGAAUAUGCGCACAAAUUUGUUGAAGAAAUUCAGCGGGAUCUCACAUAUAACCUUCGGGAAGGCCAUGAAAGUGAUGUAAUUACAAGAUUGUCAAACAAGUCUUCAGUCUGUCAGGCAGAUUCCAAAGGAAAUGGCAGUAUAAACAAAAGGCUUCCAUCAAUUGUGGAGGAUGAUGAUGAUGAAGAAGAAGUAGGAGAAGAGGAAGCAGCUACUCCAGUCCACACAAGAAGCACAAAUUCCUCCCAGCAGAAGAAGUCAGGAAGCAAUAAAAGCUAUCUUGGGAUAAACUUGAAACAGUUGGCUUCUGGAACUGUGCCCUUCCAUUCCCCUAUCCGAGUCUGCAGUGCAAAUUCAUCAAGAACCAAGCAUGAAACUGAACUCCAUUACUAUUCCAAAAAGAAAGAGAAGAACCUCAAGCUCCACUUUACAUCACUCAGCAGUGCUGUUCCUCCAGACCUCAGCCCUAGAGUUGUGGAUGGAACAGAAGAUGGCAACAAUAAUGAGGGAAGCCAGACUUUUGACUUCAGCUCUGAACAACUCCGACAGGAUUCCAGAGCAUCUCCUACCAUCGGGGAGACAGAAGUUGGUUCUGCUGUAUUAGUCAUCAAAGCAGAAGAAACAAAACAACAGAUCAGCAGGCUUAAUAAUGAGGUCACUGCUUUGACUCAAGAGGUCUCCCAAUUAAGUAAAGACAUGAAGAAUGUGCUGCGUCUACUGGAAAACCUCUUACGGGCACAGAAGUCCCCAGAAUCCUGUAUAGGACAUGGCACAGCCAUCAGCCCUGGUAGGGAAAGCUUACAAAGUAGAAAGACUUGGACUACAUAUCAAUCGAAUGUCACUAGCACCAAAACACAGCUCUGCCAUUCCAACACAAUAGCUGGCUUCUGGAAAAUAAAUUCAUCUUCUGCAGGUAGUAGCCCACAAAGAACUGAAACCCACAUUCAAAAUUCAACAGAUGGUGAAUUUUAUUAUACUUCAGGCCUUGACUAUUCACCCUCCAACUACCAUGCCGUCCCAAAAGACCAUUUGCAGUUUGUCAGCUGCACCUCUCCACAUUCGGACAACACAUUGACUCCUCUCCAGUCUAUUUCUGCCACUCUCUCAUCCUCUGCGUGCUCUUCAUCAGAGACGUCCUUACACCUAGUGUUGCCCAGCAGAUCCGAGGAAGGUAGCUUUAGUCAGGGGGCAGUCAGUUCACUAAGCCUUGAGAAUCUGCCAGGAUCUUGGGACUUGGAAGGAACUACAGGAGCAGCAUCUGCCCAGUCCUCAGAAGAUUUGCCUCGAGACAUUAAGGCAAGCGCAGUGGAUCUUAAAGACUGCAAAGCCAUAAAUGUAUAACAAAACCAGUAUAUGGUAUUUUCAAGCAUGCACCGCACCUGCCAGCUGUAAACUUACUCCAUUAUUGCAUGACAUUUUGCCUUUUCUCUGAUGCUCAUGGAAAUUUUGCAGAUGUGAAAAUUUACACCAAUAGAAGGCCACCAGAUAGGGAAAGGUUUAACUGUUCUGUAUGAAAGGAAGAGUUUCUUGGAUUUACAAAGCACACUGCAAAAAGCCUUUUAGAGACAGAUGUAUCUUAAUUGGGCUUCACAACAGACUUUUGUGAUACUCUGCAGCUCCUGAGGGACAAAGUGGCAGAACACCCAGGACAAAAGAGCUUUGGCACAGGAAGGCUUUGUUGUGUGUAGCAAAGGCUAUCCCCCCCCCCCCUUUGUGCUUGGUUGUUGUUUCCAAACAAUAUCCAUGGCACUGUUGGCUUCAAGUCAUCGGGGUUCCUGCUGGUGUUUAUGUUCAUGCUGUGAAGGUAAAGGGACAAUUACCGCUGCAUGCCCUCUCCUUGACAAUCAACCAAAUAGAGCUGAUAGAGAGUGGUUAAUUGUUGCACGUUCUUUAUUAUGAAAAUCAGAUCUCUUUAUCAAAAAAAGGCUAUUUUUAUAUACUUGGUAAGAAAUAUGUAUUUAAAAUAUUUAUAAAGGAAA
Heteronotia binoei (common prickly gecko) is the source of this 4103-nucleotide messenger RNA. RefSeq names its product potassium voltage-gated channel subfamily H member 8 (gene KCNH8). Lineage: Eukaryota; Metazoa; Chordata; Lepidosauria; Squamata; Gekkonidae. Bases 166 to 3465 code for a protein of 1099 amino acids. Gene Ontology annotation, biological process: potassium ion transmembrane transport; regulation of membrane potential. The transcript is spliced from 16 exons. The record is from RefSeq and is a predicted model, not a curated record. Gene Ontology annotation, molecular function: voltage-gated potassium channel activity. Gene Ontology annotation, cellular component: membrane.